GAAACCUACAAGGAAGCAUUGAAGCAGGCCACAAGAGUCCUUGAGGUAGUGAGUGAGGAUCCAAGGACCAAGAGACAGCGGGAAGGUAGCUUCCCAGUAGGCUUCCCAGCUGCUGGCCCGGGUUAUAGGGAGAAAAGGACCUAACUUUUGCGCAGGCUGGCCUCGACCUUACUGGGGACCAGAACAGGGACCGUCGAGGAGCUGGUGAAGUGCAAAGGGCGCAGCUGAGGACAGCUACCAGAGCUUCCUCAGAUGCCGGCUGUCUGCAGAGCUCAGCCUCCACGCCUUCUAAUGCGCGGGGCUCUCCCCUGGACCGGUCCUGUUGUGCCUGGCCUAGCCUGAUGGCUGCAAGCGAGACAUGCCUCAGCGGACGAGGGGCCUCCGCCGCGCGUUACUGCGUGACAGUCAGUGGCACAGUGGUCCUGGUGGUGGGGACAGUCUGCUUUGCAUGGUGGAGCGAAGAGGAUGCAGCUGUCCGGCCUGGCUCCCUGGGCCCCACGGUGGAGCAGCCGAUGCCCAAGGGGCCCGAGACUUGGCUCAGGUCUGUCAGCUUUUUGUGCUGUGGCUUGGGCGGCAUGCUUCUGCUCUUUGGCCUGCUUUGGUCCAUCCAGGAAAGUACAAAGAGGUCGAGCCAGGGGGACCUGUACCAACUCUCCAGAGACCUGUACCACCUCGCCGUAGAGUCCUCUGAGAAGGAGGGCUGCAGGCCUCCCAAAGAGUUUGCUGCCAUUCCCACUUACGAGGAGGCUAUGUACUGUCCACUGGCUGAGGGUCCCCUGCAAACCCCCGUGCAGCCGGAAGAAGACCUUCAGUGCCACGGCCCAGAGGAUGCCCUGCUGGGGUCGCCAUCCCUCUCACCCCCACCCACCUACGAGAGCAUCGUCCUCGCUCAGGGGGCUGUUUCUGGUCUAGCCCAGGCUGAGCUCAGGCUGCAGGGGAGUUACAGGGCUCCAGCGGGCUGUGAAACUGGUCCCUAACCCGCGAGCCUCCUCCAGUGCUGGGCUCACAGCAGGCAAUUCAACAAGAACUCUGCCGCUGGAUGCUGGUUUUGUAUCGAGAGCGCCGUGUAAGAGACCGCCUCCACGUUAGCUGGCUUUAAAUAAACCCUGCUUUAUUACGUCUCAUCAUUCUA
Messenger RNA from Psammomys obesus (fat sand rat), 1132 nucleotides. It is a transcript of the gene Tmem61, whose product is annotated as transmembrane protein 61. The transcript has 3 exons. The record is from RefSeq and is a predicted model, not a curated record. The coding region runs from base 342 to 977 and encodes 211 amino acids. Lineage: Eukaryota; Metazoa; Chordata; Mammalia; Rodentia; Muridae.